AGAUCAUCAUCCAGGAUUUUCACAAUUAAUCAGUAUUGCUGAUGGUAAUUUGGAUGAAGGUGUAUCAGUAAAUCAGUCAAUGUCAUCUUCAUGUUCGGCACCAUCAUCAUCAUCAUCAUCAUUAGACGUUAUGACAUCAUCUUCUACUUCACUGUCGACACGGCGAAUGGGGAUGUAACACUAACAACAGAAGAUUCAGUUAUCCCAACUAAUAUAACCACAUACCAUACAGUGAAUAUUACAGAUAAUACAACUUUAUAUAUGUUGAAUUUUGCGGAUAUAAACGCUGCUGGCCAUUCAUUCUUUGAAUCGACUUGUACUAAUUUGAUGCCUGAGAAUAGUGAUAAUCCUCACCAAACAAUGAUGGUAUCAGUCCCUGAUCCUAUCUAUCAUCAGACAUCCGUAUUUUCAGAAGGGAUAGUUGUUUCUUCUUCAUCUGUUGAGACACUUUCUUCAUCAACACUUCCAUCAUCAUCUUCAUCACUGUCAUCAACGGUGUCGGCAUCGUCGUCAGUAGCAGCAACAGCAGCCGGAGCCACGAUAUCAUUACAUCCGAACAUAUUAUUACCGAUUCAACUGACGACUAAUUCAUUCUCACCGAAAUCAUCUACUGUAUCUACUAUCGGUCAUAAUAGUAGUACUGGUGAAGAAGUUAUUGUUUCAAGUAAUCCUUGGUCAACAGUUAUGUCGUGUCAUCCGGAACCUAGUCUGUGUUAUUUAAUUACAGCAACAGAACCUAUUGAAACUGAGGUUUCAUGUGAUACUGGUAAUAGUGAUUGUAAUCAUACGAAUGUUCAUACUAUUACUAACAACAAUAGUGAUAUUCAUAUAGACGAUGAGCUUGGUGAUAAUCCAGGGGAUCCGGCUGGUGUUAAUGUAGAGGAUAAUAUUAGAUGUGGUGGUGAUGCGUCGAAUUCCUUGAAUGUUGUGAAAGAACAAUCAAUCUCAUCUGUAGAUAUUUUAAAUUCAUUCCAGUCUGAAGUAAAUCAUAUGAUAACUGAUGGUGUACUGAAAGCUGAUUGUAAUUCACCACAAAUCCAGUUGAAUGAAAAUUGUAUAUUCUAUGAAUCAUGUUCAUCAUCCUUGUCUACAGCUAUUUCUUCUGCUUGUUCUUCUUUGUCCAUGUCAUCAACAUUUUGUCCAUCUACAUCAAUAUGGCGUCCAAUUGAUGAUCCAGUUGGCUUUGAUAGCAUUGCAAAACACCACCAACAUCAUCCAUUUCAAAUUCCUAUGGCUUCACAUUGUUCUACUACUAAUGCGGCAUAUAUGUCUUUCCCUGGUGAUAAUUAUCAUAUGAAAGACCCUAGUCAUCAAAGUCAUCAUCAUCAUCAUCAUCAUCAUCAUCAUCAUCAUAGGGUGCAUCAGUUGUUUCCAAUUAUUUCGGAAUCAUCUCACGAUGAUUUCCCUGACUGUGACGGUAAUAAUAAUGUUCAUAAUGUUGAGAGUAGCGAUGUAACUGAGAAUAUCAUUACUUCUACUAAUACCAAUGUCAGUAACACACCAGUCAGUCAGAUGACUACAAAUCUGCUGGAUACAAAUAUGAUAAUAUCGUGGAAUCCACCAAACAAUAAUGAUAAUACUAAUACUAAUAAUCCUUCGACAGACUUUUAUCAUUAUCAGCAUUGUUCACCUAAAUUUCCAUCACCAGAUCCUGGUAAUCUGUCUCCUUCACCAAUUCUCUCUGAUCAUCAUCAACAUCAAUUUGAAUUGCCCAACUUCUCUUUAUCCCAAUCUAAUCAUCAGAACAUGUUGAAUCCAGUGGGAAGUUUCGUUGGUGCAUCUUUAACAUCCUCAUCGUCAUCAUCAUCAUCAUCAGUAUCGUGUGAUAGUAAUUCAAAUGAUUCUACCAACUUUUUACGACAAUUCUAUCAUGAUACAUCUCCAAUUAGUAAUGUUACACUUACUCAUGGAGAUAAUUUUUCUCUUUUGCCUAGUAUCCCUAAUAUAGUAAUGAGCGAAAGGAAUGUCUGUUAUCCUACUGGACAACUGAAUGAUGAGUUUCAUGAUAUCUCAGAUUCUGCAGAUCAAUGUUCAAAUUUUUCUGUUGGCUAUCUGAUUGGGCAUUCUUCUAUACCGUCAUCAUCAUCAUCGUCUUCAUCAACAUCAUUAUUAUCUGCUUCAAGAUGCGUUGUAAUGCAAACUGAGCAAAAUGCUAUUAUCAUGCCUUCUGUUUGUUCUUCUACAACAACUGGUACUGUUAAUUAUCUGAAUAAUUCUCUUCCUCAUCCUUCUGAUCAACAACAUCAUCCUAGAUCUCUUUCAUCACAGUUAAGUUUCUCAAAUGAUCCUAUUGACUAUGAAUUUGUUUAAAUGGGAAUAAAUGACCUUGAAUCAACUAUUUAUCUGACUAACAUCAAUCUUUCCAAUAUGGUGGUAAUGUGUACAGAGAGAAUAAAAUGUAGUAACACGUUUUUAAUGGAGUUUUUAUCUUCUUGAUUUCCUUCAUUGCUUCCUUUCUUUCACAUGUAGUAUAUACAUUGAUGAUAUUUUAAUCGAUUUAAAUAAUGUAUAUUCAAUGUUCAACGGUUGAAGUUUAUCGUUGUUGUUGUACAGUAUGUGUUGCACUUGGAUUUAUAUUUUCAGCCUUUUGAUUUCAAUGACUUCAAUUUUUGUUUUGUUUGGAUUUUUGUAUAUAAAUAUAAAGAUGAAUAUGUAUACUUGCUAAUUC
Molecule: messenger RNA, 2668 nt
Organism: Heterobilharzia americana
Lineage: Eukaryota; Metazoa; Platyhelminthes; Trematoda; Strigeidida; Schistosomatidae
Source: the annotation of a GenBank genome assembly